Messenger RNA from Fundulus heteroclitus (mummichog), 3566 nucleotides. It is a transcript of the gene elavl1a, whose product is annotated as ELAV like RNA binding protein 1a. The coding region runs from base 164 to 1210 and encodes 348 amino acids. The record is from RefSeq and is a predicted model, not a curated record. Gene Ontology annotation, molecular function: RNA binding. NCBI's taxonomy places the organism in Eukaryota, Metazoa, Chordata, Actinopteri, Cyprinodontiformes, Fundulidae. Gene Ontology annotation, cellular component: ribonucleoprotein complex. The transcript is spliced from 7 exons.
UCCUGUGGAGGCGUCACGUCGUCACGUCCUGCUCCUUCCCCCGUUUCUUCUCGACGUGAGGCCGACUUGAAGGGAACGUUCUCGAGAGGGAAAAGAAAUAGGACCGGGGAGUAGAAACACUAACUACCCCAUAUAGCUGCCUCAGGAGCAGUGAAGUGUCUUCAUGGCAGUUCGUCGAGGACACAAUAAGUACUUUAAAGCUGACUUGCAGGACGUGUAUGAGAUGUCUAACGGUUACGAAGACCACAUGGGAGGGGAUGAGGCGAAGGAUGCAAAGACUAACCUGAUAGUGAACUACCUGCCUCAGAGUAUGACUCAGGAUGAGCUGCGAAGCCUCUUCAACAGCAUUGGAGAGGUUGAGUCUGCCAAGCUGGUGCGAGACAAAAUGGCAGGCCACAGUUUAGGGUACGGAUUUGUUAACUAUCUUAACCCUAGUGAUGCAGAAAGAGCUAUCAGUACUCUGAAUGGACUAAGGCUACAGUCCAAAACUAUCAAGGUUUCAUAUGCACGGCCGAGCUCAGACACAAUAAAGGAUGCAAACUUGUAUAUCAGCGGUCUGCCUAGGUCCAUGACACAGAAGGAUGUGGAAGAAAUGUUCUCUCGCUUCGGCCAUAUCAUAAAUUCCAGAGUACUUGUCGAUCAGUCGUCAGGUACGACAGGUGCGUCCCGUGGGGUUGCUUUUAUCCGAUUUGAUAAACGAGCGGAGGCUGAAGAAGCCGUCAAGACCCUGAACGGUCAGAAACCGCCCGGGGCCUCUGAGCCCAUCACAGUGAAAUUUGCAGCAAACCCAAACCAGGUGAAGAACACGCAGCUCAUCUCUCAGCUCUACCACAACCAGUCCCGGCGCUUCGGAGGGCCCUUACACCACCAGGCACAGCGGUUUAGGUUUUCUCCAAUGGGUGUCGAUCACAUGGGGGGUAUGGGAGGCGUGAACGUUCCUGGGAGCUCCUCCUCCGGCUGGUGCAUCUUCAUCUACAAUCUGGGCCAGGACGCGGACGAGAGCAUCCUCUGGCAGAUGUUCGGCCCUUUCGGCGCCGUCACAAAUGUCAAGGUGAUCCGUGACUUCAACACCAACAAGUGCAAGGGCUUCGGUUUUGUUACCAUGACAAACUACGAGGAGGCGGCCAUGGCCAUCACCAGCCUGAACGGGUACCGGCUCGGAGAUAAGAUACUGCAAGUGUCCUUUAAGACUAGCAAGGGCCACAAGUAGAGCGAUUCUGGACAUUGGGUGUAGAGGGGUGCAGUAAACAAGUUGUCAGGCUUUUUUUCGUAGAAAGGUGAAUUUAAAUGCCAAAGUCUGGCACAUUUUUGGUUUUAUUGUAUUCAGAGUAAACUGAGAAUUUCAGUCUUCUGCACCUUUGUACUUGUCUAAAAAGUGUCUUUUUCUUCUCGUCUUUGUUUUUCCGUAUCAUUAUACUUUUUUUUUUCCUCUUGUUUUUUUUUUUUUUUUUUAGGGGGGAGGGGUUGCUUGAUGUCACUAACUUUAAAUUUAGUUUUGAGUGCGUAAGGAAGUAAUCCCACAAAUGUACUUCUGAAAUUGUUCUCCAAAGCUAAAACACUGUUGGACAUGUUGCAUGAUUAUCGGUUGGGUAAGCAUGAGGAGAGCGCAGGGCUCAUCAGGGGGGCAAAGACGAUUUAAAUAGAAACCGGUGAGUUGUUCAAAGCAUGGACAAUUUAGUGGUUGAUAUAGAGCAACGAUGAGGAAAAACGUCACAGAAGCUACAUUCUUGAUCUACUCUAGUCAAGUAAAAAUGAUCUUGCUGUGUUUAGUGUAUAAGAGCAAAGCACUUUUAACCUGUUUAUUGUUUGAGUUUUCUCUGGAUAUCGACCUCUUUGACGCUAACAAACACUAGCUCACCCGCCAACCAACAUUUCAAUUAGGAGGAGCUUUGGAACAAAGUCCCUUUUGUUUCGGUACCCCUAAAGGUGUCUUUUAUUCUAUGUUGUAUUACAUAAGUCUUGUUUAAAAAAUAAUUAGAGACGAAUAAGACUAAAGACGGACCAAAGCCAGGGAGAGAUUUAAGAAAUGAGGAUUUUCAAGUGACUUUGUAAGAAAAAUUUACAUCGUUUUUUUUUUUUUUUUUUUUUUUUUUUUUCUCAAUCAGUACUGACGUAUUUUGAUGUUUAACCCCCUUAUUUUUUGUUCAUUUUCUUUUGUUUUGAUUUUUUUUUUUCUUUUGUAGGGAGCUACAUUUUUGUCUCAGUAGAAGUUGCAAACUUGUGCGAAGGAGAGCUUAUCUUAAGUUUGGAGAAAAAUUAAUGGCCUUUGUUAACGAUUUAAGUUUAGGUUUGCUUUUGUUUCUUUCUUUUGAUUUUUGGUUGUUUCAUUAUAAUUAUUAAACCAUUAAAUUUAAUUUCAUUUUGCUGAACGUUUUGUUUGGUUUGUUUCUUUUAUUUAUUUGACAUUUUAUUUGUUUUGUUCCGUUACGUUUUCCUUUUUUUCUUUUUCUUUUUUCCCAAAGCAGAAAUUUUCCAGCGCCGCUUACAAAAGGUCCUGAAGUCCCGUAUAACGCUAAACAACAAGCUAAUCUUUGUUAGAAAACAAGACCGGAUUAAAAUGUUCAACAUUAAGUGGACCAAAACUAAUUCAGAUGAUUGGGAGGGGGGAUUUUUAGAUUAUUUAGACACUGUAUUUUAAGCACAUAAAGUAUCUAACAAAGAUUAAACCUCUGAAAGACAGGAUUAGGAAAUGGAAGCUGUAGGAUUAUGAUUACUCCCGUUUAGAUGCAAGAACUUUCUCCAUGAAUCUGGUUGCUCAUUUAGAAUGAUGUUUAUUGGAUAUUUUCUAGACUUUUUCAAUGUGCUUAGGUAAAGUGAAGCCAGAUUUCUUGCAUAAAAGUAUAUGAGCUCAUACGCGAGACAAAAUCAACCACUUUGAGCAAGUUGUUUCUGCUUACAUCAGUUUAGGAACAGCUAAUCUUAAUGUGAAAGAUUUGUUCAAAGGUGGUAAAAUUUAUCUCAUGUUUUUAAUCCAUGCUCAACAGAAACAGGCCAAGGGGAUAAUUACUUUUGUAUUUAAACCCACUUUUUAAACAGUUAUUCAUCUGACACUUCAAUAAAUGCAAGUGUUACAUUUCUGGCCCAUUUUAAAAAGUUUAAAAAUUGAUAUUCAGUCUUAAAAAAACAUUUUGCUUUAAAAUAUUUGCAUUUCUAUCACCGUCCUUUGUGCAAUAUUGUAAAACUUGCUUAAAGCAAGUGAUAGUCUAGGACUUUUUUAUCAUAGAUUUUUGUUUUUUUACUGACUGACAUGUUACUGCUUUUGUUUUUUCUCUCCAGUCUUGUUUGAAAUGUAUGAAAUGUUGAGGUUUGUUUUAGAGGCAGUCAAAAUAUACUGCAGUCUGCCUUAAUUUAUGAUAAAAUAGUGUAAAAUACAGGAAGUGGCAUUUAUUUAUUUCAGUGUACGCCAUUAUACUUGAUACAUAUUCCAGUGUUUUUAAUGGAUUGACUUGUUUUUGUUAUAAACAUGUUUAACACUAAGUUUAAGUUCAUUAAAUAUCUGCUAACAUUGAAUACUUAAAAUGUGGUAAAAUUACAGUUAGUAAAAUUAAAUGUCUUCAGAAGCCUAA